AUGCAAAAUGCACAAACAAUGUGUAUGGCUAUUCUGCUGCUAAUCGUUGGUUUCGUCGGUGCCGAAAACUUGCUCUUUUCAGAUUGCGGAGUUAGAACAUCCCGUCGACAACCACGCAGCCAUCUGACCAAAGUUCCUAACACCACGAAUUCCAACAGCUCCAGCCAUAUGCCAUUUGUUCGAAACCCAAAAAUAAUGCACGGUACACCAACGAUCGAAGGUCAGUAUCCAUGGCAGGUGUCGUUGGAAUUGCUGCAUCCAUCGUAUGGCUUCAUUGGCCACUGGUGUGGAGGUGUCUUGAUUGAUCGAAAUUGGGUUUUGUCUGCUGCUCAUUGUAUUCACAAUGAUUUGUUUAACUUGCCACUUCCCGCUCUCUGGACUGUAGUUCUUGGAGAGUACGAUCGUCGCUCUGAAUCUGGCUUUGAGCAACGCAUACCAGUUGAUAAAAUAAUUUUGCAUGAAAAAUAUCACAAUUUUAAACAUGACCUGGUACUGCUGAAGUUGGCAAAACCCGCCAAUACGUCUCCCAACUCCAGAGUAAGGAAGAUUUGUCUUCCAUUUGCGGAUUUUAAAGUAAACAGCGUACCGUUCGAUCCAAGGCCUGACCAACAGUCAAAGUUGAAGCAGAGCAAUAAACCGGCUUAUUUCUUUGAUCGCGACUCAGAUGAGCCAGCCCAACAAACAAGCGAAUCUUCGGAGCUUCCGGAUGCAUUUCCAGACUCAAUCCCAUUUCGAGAUGAAAACUUUUUGCGAAAUUUUAAAAAAUCUUUCGAAUCGAAUGCCUCAAGUGACCAGCGAAAGCGAUCACGAUCAGCACGAUACAUGGUGAGCCAUUUGGUUGCAGAAAACCUUCGAUCCAACCGCACCCAUGGAUCCACCGAUAGUGAACAAAGGGAUGUAAACGAUACGGACAGAGACCAUAUCUCCCAAUUGAGCCGAACUAUCCGAUCAUCAAGACGACUGUUUACGCUGGACAUGUUUGGGCCAGACAGAACCCAUCAUCGACAAGGCAGCAAUGAAAAGCGAUGGAUGUACCUCCCAUUCACGGGAAACACUGUCUUGGCCAGCAAUUUGCCAUCCCAUCAUCAACAUCACCGUGCAAAUUUAAACAGCAAGUUCGGCAACAAUAGACGACGAAACGAUAAAUUUUCCCAUGCUCCAGUUUACUAUCGGAAAGAGCCUAACUACCGAACCGAGGACGUCAAUGAUCCCAUACCCAUCGAGGGUGAUGUACCGAGUGGAAUUUUCGAUCCUGAAGCCGACAGAGACCUUGCCCCAACGACAGGUGCAAUGCCUGAUACAUCACAGUAUGUUGAUUGCCUGGCAACAGGCUGGGGAAAAUCGACAAUCGAUGACGAGCUGACCGAUGUCUUGCUGCAAACGCGCGCACCGAUUCAGAGUAGUAAGAAAUGCGAGGAAGCGUACGGGGAUUUCAUCAAGCUUCAUCGAGGUCAUCUGUGUGCCGGAAACUUGGACGGAGCUGGUGGCACGUGUGUGGGGGACUCUGGUGGUCCUUUGCAGUGCCGUAUGAAUAAGCGUGGACCCUGGAUAUUGGUCGGAAUCACAUCGUUUGGAUCUGGUUGUGCUUUCAAAAACUAUCCGGAUGUAUACACAAAAAUCUCCUUCUACCGACAAUGGAUAGUGGAAACAAUUCAAAGCAACUGAACGCGUUCGCUCAGAGAAGCUGCUAUGAUGGUGUUAAUUAGAGCAAUAAUUAAUGAAAGAUUCCAUAUGGAUAUGGAAAUA
Messenger RNA from Anopheles nili, 1746 nucleotides. RefSeq lists its product as uncharacterized. The transcript is spliced from 6 exons. The record is from RefSeq and is a predicted model, not a curated record. Gene Ontology annotation, molecular function: serine-type endopeptidase activity. Lineage: Eukaryota; Metazoa; Arthropoda; Insecta; Diptera; Culicidae. Bases 1 to 1665 code for a protein of 554 amino acids. Gene Ontology annotation, biological process: proteolysis.